Messenger RNA from Leishmania braziliensis MHOM/BR/75/M2904, 741 nucleotides. Its product is annotated as putative poly(A) export protein. The record is from RefSeq and is a predicted model, not a curated record. Gene Ontology annotation, molecular function: RNA binding; ubiquitin binding. Gene Ontology annotation, biological process: transcription-dependent tethering of RNA polymerase II gene DNA at nuclear periphery; RNA export from nucleus. The transcript has a single exon. Lineage: Eukaryota; Euglenozoa; Kinetoplastea; Trypanosomatida; Trypanosomatidae. Bases 1 to 741 code for a protein of 246 amino acids. Gene Ontology annotation, cellular component: nuclear pore.
AUGUGGGACCUGAAUUCGAGUCAAAAGGCGGUCGUUGCGUCACAUGAUUUGCCAAUUAGCUGUCUCGAUUUUCUGACUCUUCCACAGACGAUGAGCCAGGUGCUUAUCACCGGGAGCUGGGACGGCAAGUUGCGUUGGUGGGACCUGAGGCAGCAGAACUUUGUGAGGGAAGAUAACUUGGGGGAGCCUGUGUUCGCUCUCGAUGCACAGAAAACAGUUCCAAUGUUGGCUGCUGCAACAGGUCGACUUGCUCAUGUUUAUGACGUGCAACAGAUGCAGAAGGUCAACGAACUCAAACUCCCCGACGUUAUGAAAUUUAAUCUCCGCUGCAUCACGUGCGCCCCACAGUACGACGGAGUCGGAGUCGGUUCCUCAGAGGGGCGAGUCUCCUUCCUCAACUUGAAAGAUGGUCAAGGGUGCACAUUCAAGGCGCACAUCAUUAGCGAAAAGUCCCACUAUAUUCUAAAUCAGACCAAUUUUUGUGUGCACCACCCUACGCUGCCAAUUCUCCUGUCCGGUGGAGGCGAUGGUAAUUUGACGCUCAUCAACCGUGUCGAUCGCAAAAUCGUCAAAACACUUCACUGCGAGCAAAAAGUAGGCACUCAAGCGAUCCCAAUAUCGGCUGGCGACAUCAGCGUGGAUGGAUCUCUUGUUGCCUAUGCGCAUAGCUAUGAUUGGGCUAUGGGUAAGAGUGGCUACAAAAACCAACCAACCUCAGUGCACAUUCGGCCGUUGUCGUGA